Messenger RNA from Aspergillus neoniger CBS 115656, 2460 nucleotides. RefSeq lists its product as uncharacterized. Lineage: Eukaryota; Fungi; Ascomycota; Eurotiomycetes; Eurotiales; Aspergillaceae. The coding region runs from base 1 to 2460 and encodes 819 amino acids. The record is from RefSeq and is a predicted model, not a curated record. The transcript has 6 exons.
AUGGGCUACAAUCACCCUCAGGGUGGCGGUCCCUCCUACAAACAGAACAGCCAGAGAUUGAACCGAAUUCAAGCACAGCUUUACGAUCGUUUGAUCACCCACCAACAGCGAGAGAUCGACUACAAGAUAGAACGUCUUAUUGAGGAGAAUGAGCGCCUGGAUGUGAAUCGGACCAAGGAGCUGGAAACGCUGAGAAAUCAGAUCACAUCCGCCGUACACGAGAUCAUCAGUGAUGUCCGGCAGGAGGGCCAGAAGAUGCGAGCCUGGUCGGCGUUGUACGCUGGCUCACAGAAAGGGAAAGUGUACUCAACUGAGCAGCUCCUGUUGAACAGCCUUGUCUUCCGCUUGAUCAACUAUCGGUAUCAAGCUAUCCCGAAAGAACAUGCAAAAACAUUUGCCUGGGUCUUUGACCAAGACACAGAAUUGGACAGAACACUCCCACCCGUGAACUUCGUGGAUUGGCUUCGACAGGAUAACGGGCUAUAUUGGAUCUCGGGGAAGCCAGGCUCUGGAAAAUCAACCCUCAUAAAAUUCCUAACAGGACAUGAACAAACACAACAACACCUGGGGACGUGGUCUGGGGACAACAAACUUGUUCUGGCGAGUUUCUACUUCUGGAGCGCUGCCAAAGACUCCCUGCAACAGUCGCAGACAGGCCUACUCCGGUCCAUUCUUUACCAGAUUCUACGCCAAUGUCCAGAACUAAUACGGGUCGCUUUUCCCGACCAGUGGAGCCAGUCAAUUUCCAGCGUUACGGGCUUAGCCGAGACACCCUUCAGCAGCCCAGAGCUGCUCGAAGCCUUUGACAAGGUCACUACCGGACUGGCAACUUAUAAAAUCAGAUUCUGCUUCUUCAUAGACGGACUGGACGAUUUGAAAUCCUCACCCAACAUCAAAGCUUGUGUUUCCAGUCGUCCAUGGAACGAAUUUGAACCCGCUCUUGGUAAAGACAACCCGUGGAAACUGUACAUUCACGACCUAACGCGGGAGGAUAUCCGAAUAUACGUUGAAGAGAGACUUGGGAAACAUGAGCGUUUCCGAGAGCUUCAAGUAUCUGACGAUAAGUGUUUCAUUUUUGUGAAAUCAAUUGUCGACACAGCUCAGGGUGUCUUCCUCUGGGUAUCUCUGGUGGUGAACUCGCUUCUGGAUGGCCUCACCAACGCUGACACAAUCUCCCAUCUACAAGAACGACUACUCCAACUUCCCCAGAGUCUGGAUGAGUACUUCCAGAAAGCCCUUCUGACCGUCGAGGAACGGUACCGCCCGCAAAUGGCUCGAGCCCUUAUUGUCACCCUGGAAGCCUACAAAACUCUUCCUCUAAUCUGCUACUGGUUUCUAGACCGCGAAGACCCUGACUAUGUGCUGGAAUUAGAAGACAAAAUGCUGGAUAUGGAGAUGAUAAGCACACGGAUGAAGAUAACGCAGACUCGAUUGAAUGCGUACUGCAAAGGGCUCCUCGAGGUACAUUAUCCUACUGACAACAAGAGUAUCGAAUUAGAAUCGCCUACGUCAUUCUUCGGCUUUCAUGUAGAUUUCCUACACAGGACCGUGCGAGACUUCCUCUGGACGCCAGAAAUGCAAACUUUUCUCCAUACAUGGCUGUCACGGGAUAUCAACCUCGACCUCGACAUCUGCAAAUUCAUUUUAGCCAUGUUCAAGAUCUCAGCGCCCUAUUCAUUAAAAAAGAGUCACUCAUACCAUUUUAGGUGGUUCAUUGAAAGCUUCUUUCAUCACAUAGCAAAAUUAGACGACGAUACAGCCUGCGAGUGCUCCCAAUUCGCUCUCCUAGACAAAUUGGCAACAAUUUUCCAACUCUACAUUGAGAUCCGAACGAGUCAUUACAAAUACAUGGACGAAGACAUCGACGAGGUCGUGGACCGUGACUGGAACGGGGAGUUAGCAAUACUCGACCGAUCGGUCAAAGCAGGUCUUACUCGCUAUACUGAGCAUAUACUAAGAAAGAACCCAAAUAUACUGACGGAGAAUUCUGAAAUACUCCUGCUCGAAGCACUAUCUUUCGCAAAUAUUUAUGAGAUUGAUGGCUUAUGUGUUCCAAAUUCGGCGAUGCUCCAGAUACUUCUACGAAGUGGCGCUGACCCUAAUGGGCCACCAAUCACCGGCCUCUGGGUAACCUAUUUGAAAUUUUUGAGAAGGUGGAAAGAAGAAAAAGAAAAUUCUGGGCAGACUUUCAAAAGCCACUACCCAGCUGUCCGGAUGCUUUUAGAAUAUGGGGCUGAUCCCGACGCUCGGUGUUUGAAUCAGUGGACGGCGGUCAUGUUGCUGGUGAUUGAGGAUAGACAGCUAAAUGAGAGAAACGGGAAAUUUCAUAAAGGGAAUCAGAAAGGUAGUAGGAAGCAGCAUGCGAAGCCUAAGGAGACGGGGAAACUCCACGUGGUUCGAUCAUUUCUUCGGGAAUUGAGCCCUUUCCGUUCACGACGAAAGUGUUCAGUUGAUGGAUGA